Ophidiomyces ophidiicola is the source of this 1149-nucleotide messenger RNA. RefSeq lists its product as uncharacterized. Lineage: Eukaryota; Fungi; Ascomycota; Eurotiomycetes; Onygenales; Onygenaceae. The record is from RefSeq and is a predicted model, not a curated record. Bases 1 to 1149 code for a protein of 382 amino acids. Gene Ontology annotation, molecular function: glutathione transferase activity. The transcript has 2 exons. Gene Ontology annotation, cellular component: cytoplasm.
AUGACAGAUCCCAAGCAGGAGACAUCGAUCUACAACCAAGCGGAUCAAGACGGCCGUUUUCGCCGCCAGACCUCUUCGUUCCGUUCCACCAUUUCCCGCUCUCCUUCGGCCGAAUUCCCGCCUGAGAAAGACCGCUACGUGCUCUACAUCACCACCAGCUGCCCCUGGGCACAUCGCACUAAUAUCGUACGAAGCCUCAAGGGCCUAGAGCCCUUCAUCCAGCUUGUCGUCCUUGAUCCACGCCUCAGCCCCGAAGGAUGGAUGUUUUCCGGCGAGUUUGGCUCGGCCACAGAAGAUCCGGUAUACGGCUUCCGUUACUUGAAGGAAUUGUACCUGAAAGCGGAUCCGGGGUAUGCUGCGAAAUACACCGUACCAGUGCUCUGGGACAAGAAGAAGGAGACGAUAGUCAAUAAUGAGAGUAGUGAGAUCAUCCGCAUGAUGUAUACUGAAUUUGAUGACCUGCUUCCAGAGCAACUGCGCGAAAUUAAUAAGCCCAAUGGAGGCUUGUAUCCGGAGAAGCUACGGAAUGAAAUUGACGAGAUGAACGAAUGGAUUUACCAGACGGUGAACAACGGCGUCUACAAGACGGGCUUUGCCACUACGCAAGAGGCGUACGACGAGAAUGUCUACCCCUUGUUCGCCUCGCUCGACCGCCUCGAAAGGCACCUGGGCGAGCCCGGACACGGGCCAUAUCUGUUUGGAGAGCAUAUCACGGAUGCAGAUGUUCGCUUGUAUCCGACCAUCGUCCGGUUCGACGUCUCCUACCAUCACACCUUUAAAUGUAAUCUGCGGAUGAUCCGCCACGACUACCCGCGUAUCGAUCGGUGGCUGAGGACCCUGUACUGGGACGAGUCGGCGAGGACGAAUGGCGGCGCCUUUGGGAAAACAACGGAUUUCAUCGCGGUGAGUCAUGGAACUCUCCUUCACCCUCUACUCGCACUCCCCCUUCCCCGCAUCUUGCCCUGGAGCUUCGGUAUCAAGGACUGGGUAUACGAAUGCAUAGAGCAUAUGUCGCAGAGAAGCGGACUAAUCUGCAUUCAGUUCAAAACUGGGUACUUGCAAUCGCACAAUAGGCGGCUGGGAAUUCCCUUCACUAUCUUGCCUGCAGGACCGAUGCCGCACAUCCUCCCACGCAUUGACAAAGCGUAG